ACCCUUGUAUAGGGGUGUGGGGGCAAAAAACCUUUGAAUUUUCUUGUGCAUGAAUGAUUAACAAAUCUUGCAGCAAAAUGAUAAAAAGGCAAAAAAUAUCAACUCCAAGACAGUGCUCCACCCUCUCUCUCUCUCUCUCUCUCGAUCCAUUUCUUUAUAUAUAUGCAUACAGUAAAACUCACACACCAAACACACACACAUAGUAUAUUGUUAUUUGCUUACAAAAGUCAGCGCCGUCCUCGGGCCCUCCAUCUCUGUCUCUCUCGCAUCAAGCAAAUAUGCUCCAACCAGAGAAAGACAGUGGCAAUUGAUCAGCAAUAACACAGAAUAGGACGUUUUAUUUAAUUUGUUUGUGGUUCCGAUGGAUGAUGACUGGGAUCUCCAUGCGGUGGUGAGAGGCUGCGCCGCCGUGACCACCACCUCCACAGACACUACCACCACCACCACUGCUAACAACCCUUUUCCCAGUUUUUCCUCUACGCCUAAUUUCCAUGAGGUUCAUCAAGACUCAUUUGAUUUUCCUGGCCUCAUAGACGACAGGAACGACCCUUUCCAGGGUUUGCAAGAAAUCUACCAAGAAUUCUGCCUUGACGCUCCACCUCCCGCCACCUCUUCAUCCGGCGUUGAUACUGCCACAGUCCCCGUCCCGGCGGUCCAAGUGUUUCAACCCCAUCGAGAAAUUGCGCAAAUACAACCACCACUGCUCCAGAUGAAUAUGCAAACUCAAGAAAGCAUACAGUUCAAGAAUCCUACACUUGCUUCUCCUUCUCAUCACAGCUUUCCAGCAGCAAAUCCUCAGCCCAUCCGACAGCGAAGAAGGAAAAACCAGCAGAUGAAAAUGGUCCGUCAAAUGACACAAGAAGAACUCUCCGCUGAUUCAUGGGCAUGGCGAAAAUACGGUCAAAAGCCCAUAAAAGGAUCUCCAUAUCCAAGAAACUACUACCGGUGCAGCACAUCUAAAGGCUGCGCCGCCAGGAAACAGGUGGAGCGCAGCCCAAAUGAUCCGGGGAUUUUCGUAGUCUCAUACACCGGAGAACACACUCAUCCACGGCCAGCUCACCGGAGCUCACUCGCCGGAAGCACACGCAGCAAAUUCUCCGCCGCUUCAAAAAGUAAUAACAUUGAAAGUUAUGCGCUUUUGUUUCAAAAGGGUUCCGUCUCUUCUUCUUCAACUGCAUCUGGCUCGACUUUCUCACCGUGUAGUCCAUUAAUGGAAGGUGAAGCUGCAGCGCAGAACGACGACGUGGAGAUGGCCGAGGAGGACGACGGAGGCGGAGAUGAGGACGAUGAGAAUGUUAUUGUGAUCCCAAAUGACUUGAUGAAUGAUGACGAAGAUAUGUUCAAAGGAUUUCAAGAUUCUGAUCACUCGAGUGGUGGCGGGGACUUGUUUUCAAGUGGCUUACUAUCAUCACCGCCGUGGACGCCCACCAGCUCAUCCGCUAAAGCUUCCAACUUCAAUGGCGGAGGAGGAAGCUGAUCAGUCGCCGGAGAAGAUGGGCUUAUAACCCUUCCUUCCUAUGCAAGAGAUGGAACAAAGCAUCAAGGAAUAUCAACCCUCUCCACCAACAUUUCUUGAUCUUCUUUUUUUAAUUUCUUUUGAAUAAUUUAUUAUUAGAACUUAUAUAAUUUGUAAUAUUAGGUAUUAAUAUAAGCCUAGAGUUUAUAUUUUGGUCUGUACAGAUAGAAUAAUUAAGGGGUGGAAAUUGGAAUUAACAAG
Messenger RNA from Sesamum indicum (sesame), 1717 nucleotides. RefSeq names its product WRKY DNA-binding protein 27 (gene WRKY27). NCBI's taxonomy places the organism in Eukaryota, Viridiplantae, Streptophyta, Magnoliopsida, Lamiales, Pedaliaceae. Gene Ontology annotation, biological process: regulation of DNA-templated transcription. Gene Ontology annotation, cellular component: nucleus. Gene Ontology annotation, molecular function: transcription cis-regulatory region binding; DNA-binding transcription factor activity. The record is from RefSeq and is a predicted model, not a curated record.